This is a messenger RNA of Paramecium pentaurelia, 153 nucleotides long. Lineage: Eukaryota; Ciliophora; Oligohymenophorea; Peniculida; Parameciidae. The record is from the annotation of a GenBank genome assembly.
AUGAUAGAACUAACAUUAAAAGAUUUUAAUGGAGAUGAUGAUCCUUUCAAAAAAGAAAAUAAUAUCAUUACACCAUUAUUGGUGACAUUUAAGAACUGUUUAAGAAAAAGCAAUUCCUUUGUUUUCAAAUAAUGCAAAACCAUACAGAAUUGA